ACGAAGACCCUGUUCAUUCACUGACUACAAGCCCGCAGCACCCGGCUUUCAUUUCCCCAUCAGACCCAAUAUCAUUGCCUGGGUACACAGAUGAACUUGUAGCCAACAACAACCACCUCAAGUUACCCAUCCCAGAGGUUAAUGAGGAGAAAUGCUGGGGAACAGAGAAGACUGAGCAGAGCCCACCAGGACAGACAGCGAACAACAGGACACGGUCAAAUUCAACCAGUGUUCAGCCAUAUUGGAUCGGGGAUUUGGACAGCAUCAUCAUGAAGACCCCUGAGCUGUACAGCAGUCAUCCUCAUGGGAGUAGUGGAUUAUAUGGAAACAGAAAGUCUCUGUCCCAGCAGCUGGAGUUUCCUCACACCACCAAACAGUCUGUGCACCGUCCCUCUCGCUCUCUCAGCUCUGCCCAGCUGGUACACUCCUGCAGCAACGUGCAGCAGGCCUUCAUUAUCUGUAAUAUAGUGCUGAUGAAGGGCCACGGCAAGGGUCUGGGAUUCAGUAUUGUGGGCGGGAGGGACAGCAUGUAUGGACCGAUGGGAAUCUAUGUGAAAACCAUUUUUCGUGGAGGAGCAGCUGCUGCAGAUGGAAGGCUGCAGGAGGGUGAUGAGAUCCUGGAGCUGAACGGAGAGUCUCUGCAUGGUUUGACUCAUGAUGAAGCCCUGCACAAGUUCAAACAAAUCAAAAAGGGUAUGCUGACUCUCGUGGUGAGGACCAGCUUACGUGUCGGGGCCCUGUGUGGUCAAGUGCAGGUGGCUCAGCUGUGCAGGUCGCGCUCCCUCAGCUCCACCACUGGCAUGGCCAGGGCCAGUGCUGACAUGGGAGACUACAACUACCUCAACAACACCUGCAGCAACACACUGAGCGUCCCGGGUCAGCCUGCUAAACCCAGAGACCGCAUCAUGAUGGAGAUCAUCCUGCACAAAGAGGCUGGUGUUGGUCUGGGUAUUGGACUGUGCUGUGUUCCAUCUGGUGACGGAUGUCCAGGGAUAUACAUCCACACCCUCUCUCCUGGAUCUGUGGCACACAUGGAUGGUCGACUGCGGUGUGGAGAUGAGAUCAUGGAGAUCAACGACACUGUGGUUUACAACAUGGCGCUGAAUGACGUCUACACAGUCCUGAGCCAAUGCACACCAGGUCCAGUCCACAUCAUCAUCAGUCGCCACCCGGACCCUAAAGUGUCAGAGCAGCAACUGAAUGAUGCCAUCACUCUAGCAGUGGAAAGCAGCAAACUGAGGAAGGAAAAGAGCCAGUGGAGUAUUGAUGGGCUGCGCAGACUGGAGUCUUGCUCUCACAGUCGGCAGAGGUGUGAGCAUUGUCUAGAGAGGAGUUUCAGUCAGCUGACGGUUCGACGAGCACAGAAGACCAUGACCCGCUCCUGUAGCGAUAACACCAACAGCCACCACUACAACCGUUGCCUCAACAUGCACAACCUUCACAACAUGCACCAUAACCCAUCAACACGUGUCCACAGCCUGGACACACCAAAGUCUGUGACAGACACGUGGUCGGACAACAGACUGUCAGUGCCCAUGUAUCCAGAUGAGGACUAUAAUAUCCCAUACAACUCUCCUGCUGCCAAUAUCUCCAGUCAGCAGGCCCUGGAUCUGGCCUUCAGGGGCAGCAAGUCUAACUGCAGGAUGCGUGCUGUUCCACGUCGGUACUGUUGGCCUCAGGAUGUGACCAGUGAGGAGGGCUACAAUGGAGACUCCAGUGGUUCUAGUCGAGGAUCCCCAGUUAGAGACGAAGGACUGGAUUAUUCAUCACACACCAGCUGCCAGGAAGGAGAACGAAUAAGAGAACAGUCAGAGGGGAGCAAAGACGAUUUCAGUCAUCGUGACACUGCUGCCUGCACCGACGACAGACUACACAUAGAGGAUUCAUCAGCGGUGCUCUGCUCACAGCCAAAGAGAGGAGCUCUAAGGAGGCAGGCUCGUAUUGAACAACGCUCCCAAGAGCAGCUUCAGGAUCCUUGGAUUCGCCUUUCAGACACAUCCCCUGAAAAACUGGCUGAGACCCACUGCCAAAGCGCUGCAGACAGCACACGGCCUGUUGACCUCAAGUUUGCCACUAUGAGUGAUGAAGAGAGCCCCGCCAAGCUCAAUGGUACAGUCACAGAUGUCACUUCAGAUCAUCAGUCCAACAUGACUCCUGAUAACAUGAAGAGUGAAACUCCAGGAUCAAAGAAGGGGCCCCCUGUGGCACCCAAGCCCACCUGGUUUCGCCAGAGUCUGAGGAAAAUACGAGAUGAGAAGGACCAUAAGAAGCAAGUUAAACCCGCAGAGCCGAGGCAUGCUGUGGGUUCCAGCAGAAGCUUUGCAAUCAGAGCUGCUUCAUCUGCAGCCAACCUGUCAAUCAAACAAAAGAUCCACUCAUUUGAGACUUUUUCAAGUCCAGAGAGUCCAGCGAAGGGGGGGCAUAGGAAAUCUGUGGCCCCUUCCAGCUCCCUUCCUCUGAUGGAGAAGGAGGCCAGGAGUGACCAAUCCUCACAUGAAGACUGUGGGAACAGCAAACAUGGAAUCACCAAAGAGAUCCAGUCAAACCAAACUGCAUUUAUUCAGGAGACAGACAACACUGUCUCCACAACACCCUCUGAUAUCACCCCCUCCUCUCCUCAACCUUGUCUUCAAACAACAGAAAUGCCCUGUGAAGAUGAACCUCCCUCCGUCCAGACAGAGACAGAUCUCCCACUCACUGACCCCAUCAGCGCUGAUCUGGACUCUGGGAUAAAUGAUUCUCACUCCCCUCCAGCUCAUGAUGACAGCAAUGUCUCACCAUCCAAACUGUUGCCCCCGAUGACAUCUAUUAGAUCCAAUCAAGAAGAUGGGGAAAGUCCUCCAGAGGGUGCAGAGGGGGCUGCAGCACAGAGCCAAGAAAAGCUGCUGAGCACAAGUCUGAGUGCUGGUCUCCCUACAGACAGUAGCUCCCUGAGAGGCCUGGAGGGAGAGAGUUUAGGGAAAAUUCUCGCCUUCAGUAACCAGGUUUCACAAGCUUUGAUGCGUUCUCUUCACUCUGGCUCUAGUGACCCUCGCUCCCCAAACCUGCAGGACCCCUCAUCAGUGGAUUUAAGGAACCCUGGGGAGUGUGAUUCCGCUCCUGCUGUGGACAGCAGCGACAGAGGAUUCUCUGUCAGCUUGGCCAAACUGAGGGAGUGCACCAUUGAACGAGAGGAGGGGGGAUCUCAUGAUGGUGCAGAAGUCACUUCUGCUUGUGUUCAGACGGUCAUCUCAGCCAUCUCUUCCCAGGACAUACAGAGAAUGUUCCAGGAGGUCACAACUCUGGAUGAAGAGGCGCUGAAGCAACUGGUGGACAUCCAUGUCGUGAUUCUGCAUAAAGAGGAGGGAGCAGGUCUGGGAUUCAGCAUCGCUGGAGGCUCUGACCUAGAGAGCAAAGCUCUUACAGUACACAAAGUGUUUCCCAGUGGCCUGGCGGCUCAGGAGGGCACCAUUGAGAAAGGAGAUGAGGUGUUGUCUAUAAAUGGACAAACACUGCAGGGCGUCACACAUGCCGAUGCCACCGCUGCUCUGCGUCAGGCCCGAAAUCUGUCGCUGGCUGUGGUGGUCAUCUGCAAGAAAGCAGAGGAGGGAGGCAGAGAGGGGGGAGGCUGCAAGAGUGAAGAGCCUAACGCUUCAGAGGAGGAGCAGGCAGCUCCGGUGAGGGUGGAGCUGGAGAAAGGAGCUGGAGGAGCUGGUUUUACUCUGGAGGGAGGAAAAGGCUCGAUCCAUGGAGACAAACCUUUAGUCAUCAACAGGAUCUUCACAGGUGGAGCUGCGGAGCAGAGUGGUCUGCAGUGUGGAGAUGAGCUGCUACAGGUGCAGGGAGUCAGUCUGCAGGACAUGGCAAGGUUUGAGGCCUGGAACAUGAUCAAGGCUUUACCCGAGGGACCAAUCACAUUGGUCAUCAGGAGACGAGAGCAACAAGGACCGACAGAAUGAGACACACUGUGGCUGCCGCUCGCAAAGGAAAAAGAAGAGAACUUGGGACAAACCAAUGUUGGCCUUCGAACAAACUCCUAAAAAUCAGGUGUGGUCCAACUUCAACAUGUUGGUUCACAAUUUAUUUCAGUUUUUCACAUUUUGGCAAGAUAAGUGUAUUAAGAAUUGUUUUAACCUUCAGUAGAAAAAAUUAUUCAGUGAUAGUUUAGAGCCUGGCCAGUGUCAUGCUCGUAAGUUAAUAAAUGAUGUGCAAAUUAAAAUGAUUUAUUGUGGUGCUUAAAUCACUGAAUGAAACCACAAGCUAAGGCAUUGUGUUUCUCAAAUCUGACACAAGACUCCAUGAAAUGGUGAAUGUGUAACUACUUGAUUGCACUCUGUGCUGGUCAGUAGUAUUACUGAAAAAAACAUCCAAUGUCACAUCACAACUGCACAACAACAGCACUGUCAGGACUAAGGAAACAAAUGUGAUGAUAACACACAAUAUCAAUAUGAAGGAAUCCCUUUACAGAUCCCAAACACAGCUGGUAGCCUGCAGUCAUGACUCCGGAUGCUCCUCAGUAACAACACUCAAGUGAACAUAACAAACAUCAACUUCAGUUCCACUGCUGCAGCAACGUGACACUGUGUAAUUGAAAGAUUUGAUUAUAUAUGAGCCUGGAUUUAGUGCAGCUUUCAGACAGAGUUCCCCUGUUGACAUGUUUGAUGCUAUUAAUGCUAUGUUCUGCAUCAUGUGAACAAGUGAAGUCAUUCCAGAGCAUAAUA
Molecule: messenger RNA, 4700 nt
Organism: Paralichthys olivaceus (Japanese flounder)
Lineage: Eukaryota; Metazoa; Chordata; Actinopteri; Pleuronectiformes; Paralichthyidae
Gene: il16
Product: interleukin 16
Biological process (GO): induction of positive chemotaxis; leukocyte chemotaxis
Molecular function (GO): CD4 receptor binding; cytokine activity
Source: RefSeq, a predicted model, not a curated record